AUGCCGGCUUACCACUCCAUCUUCCUGGAGGACCGCGAUGUCCCCGUCAUAGGUACGCUGCCCCUCCGCCAACGGCUGCCUCCAUGCAAUGCAUCUCCGAUCAACUCGGCCCGGCCAGCAAUGCUGACGAUGUCUUGUUCCAGGAAACUUCCCUAUCCUGCCUCUGCGCACUCGCACCCGUGGUCCUGCGUAUACUCUGCCCGCGCUCCCCCUAACACCGCCGACAUCGAUGUCGCCCCCGACAGCGAAUCCUACGACUGUGUAGAUGAGAUCCUGUCCCUCUUUCGCGCCAAUGUGCUGUUUCGCAACUUCGAGAUCAACGGCCCGGCCGACCGCAUGCUUAUCUACGGAACCCUGUUCAUCAGCGAGUGUCUCGGGAAGGUGAAGCCAACGAUGGCUGCCCGAGAUGCGGAGAAGGCCCUGAUCAAUGCUGCGCUUGACAAUUUUGCCAUCCCUGGUGAUGUAUCAUUCCCUCUGAACCAGGCCUUUGAGCCCCCGCGCGACCGCCAGGAUGCGGAGAGCCUCCGACAAUAUAUUUCGCAGGUGCGGCAGGAAAUUGCCGUGCGGCUACACGCGAGAUUAUACCCUGGUGGAGAAGGACCUUCCAAGUUCUGGUUGAGCUUCACAAAGAGAAAGUUCAUGGGAAAAAGUCUAUAG
Molecule: messenger RNA, 657 nt
Organism: Penicillium argentinense
Lineage: Eukaryota; Fungi; Ascomycota; Eurotiomycetes; Eurotiales; Aspergillaceae
Product: actin-related protein 2/3 complex subunit 3
Exons: 5
Coding region: 1-657 (218 amino acids)
Biological process (GO): Arp2/3 complex-mediated actin nucleation; regulation of actin filament polymerization
Cellular component (GO): Arp2/3 protein complex; cytoskeleton
Molecular function (GO): actin filament binding
Source: RefSeq, a predicted model, not a curated record